CAAACUUUCGCAGCCCAAACAUCACUAUACCUCAAAAACCCAAUAAUCCAUCCACUUCAACUAUCCCUUUUCUCCAUAUUGGACCAUCUCCCAUAUCAUCAGAUAUUACGGACCAACCAAACAAACACUCAUCCAAUAUACACCCACUAAAUCCACCUAACACACAUCGUACUCACCCAAUUCCCAUUUCUUCUUCCUUUUUAUGAUUCAAUCCCUCCGUCCCUUUCUCAGCAAAAUGCACAACCCGAAUCCACCUCCCACAAAUCAUCACCAAUUCACUAUCACCGUCACCAUCUAGUCCGCAAUCAUUCUUAUCUGACACCACUCUUCCCACCGAACAAUCCCUCUCCGCUACUCCUUCAUCUUCACAUUCUUCUUCUUCCCCAACCACACAUGAAGCCGCUGCCACAUCCCCUGUAACUGCCAUUACCGAUGCUCCUCCCGUCCAAGCCCCUCGCAGCAGUCAACGUCACUCCAAGCCUCCGAUUUGCGCCUCUCUAUCUUCAUUUGCAAUUCUUAUCUUACUACUCCAACUUCUACCUCCUCAAGUUGACCGAUGUCAGACAAAGGGAAAGCUAUAGCCACUACUUCUAAGAAGAGAAAGCGCUCUAAAACCUCUACCUCUUCACCCUAUGAAAAUUAUGCUAAAAAUCCCCUGAAUGAAGUGGACAAAGAAAAUCAGCUACUCCCAUCCACUGAUCCAAUCAAAUUCUCCAACCUCUACUGUGAGCUUCGCUUCCCUAAAUUCCGGAAGACGAACCUAAACAUUGAAAAGAAGCUGGUCCUUCCCAAUGAUGUGAGACGCACCAUAAACACCCGUAUUCUGGAGUUGGGAUUGGACUUUGUUGACAGAGAUUUGGGAAGGAUAAACAUUUCAUGGGUGAGAGAAUUCUACUGCAACUUCUUUCGUGCCACUCUCGAUUCAGUCCAGCUGAGGGGUAGAGAGAUUCUGAUCACUGAGGCAGCCAUUGGGGAGGCGUUGCUUUGCUGACCUCGCACUGAUGGCACAUGCGCCUAUCAGUAGGCAGAGGUAGCCAUCCACUGCAUGACAUUCGAUUAUGAGGCACUUAAGCGCGUGAUUGCCACACCUGACGCUCCCUGGGUGAUGGAUUCUACUAACAAGAAGCCUAAGGGGAUGCUUUUCACCUAUCUGUCGAGAGAGACCAAGACUUGGCAGCAUAUAUUCGCCCAUUAUGUCCUGCCCACCACUCACUUCUCAGAGAUCCCGAUGGAUAUGCUAGUUUUGAUUGGAUGUGUGAUAGAGGAGAAAGAGGUAGACUUCCCCCGACUAAUUAGGCAGAGUAUGUGGUGCGCGCACAUUCGUGGUCUAUUGCCAUUUCCUACACUGGUUACCAGCAUGAUUGAGCUGGCUGAUGUUCCGUGGGAGGACGAUGAUGUGACACCACCACCCCUAGAUGACGACGAUAAGGAGCUUACCAUUCCAUGGGGUGGGUGGGUGCACGAGAAGCCUCCACCCAAGCGCCGUUCUCGAGCCAGAGUAAUGAUGGAGGCAGCUCAGCCCUUAUCAUCAGCAGCAGCAGCAGGACCCCCUCUACUUCAGCAGCCGCAGCAUCCUUACCACCACCUCCUGCACCUGAGUCGACAUACCUGUUGGUACAGUGCCUAUUUCGCUCUAUGGAGCGCAGCGAGCGUCGUAUCAUGCGACGUCUCGACUGCAUAGACCAGGUGUUUGUCUCCCAGGGUAUUGAGCUACCUCCGCUCCCAGACUCUCCCGCCUCCGACGAGCAGGAUCAGGAGGAGGAGCAUGUUGAGGAGCCGACUCAGCAGGAGGCACCACCAGAGACACAGGCCGCCACAGAGAUUCCACAACCUCCUAAGGAUCCACAGCCUGAGUCACAGCCUGAGCCUGAGCCACAGCCUGAGCCUGAGCCACAGCCUAAGCCACAGCCCGGCGCAAUUGUUGACCCCAUCCCGAGCAUCAGCAGUAGCAUCGAAGAUGAUGUUUCAUCCUAAAGUGUGGGGAGGUCACCGUUCGUGACCGGUGAAUAGCAUUUAUGUAGUGAAUUUUUAGAUAUUUAUCCUCUAGUUUUUGCUACUUUAUUUUAUUUCGCAUUUUACUCUUGCACUUUAUCUUUGAGAUCAUUUUGGGAUUACUGUAUAUAUUUGUCAUU
Arachis ipaensis is the source of this 2132-nucleotide messenger RNA. RefSeq lists its product as uncharacterized. Lineage: Eukaryota; Viridiplantae; Streptophyta; Magnoliopsida; Fabales; Fabaceae. The record is from RefSeq and is a predicted model, not a curated record.